AUGGGAGAUGACGAAGAGGCGCCGAGUGCCAUUUAUCCGCGCGCUCAUUUCUAUCUUGAAGAAGCCCUGUGCGAGGCGGCGCGCACGAAUGAUUUGAGCAAAGCACGGCGCAUUUUGAUGGAGCGUGUGGAUCCUAAUUGGAUGAAUGGUUUUGGACUUUCUCCCCUUCAUAUAGCUUGUAAAAAUGGCAACUUCGAGAUAGCCAAGAUUCUGGUGUGCAACAAGGCAAUAGUUGAUUUGGAGAAUGCGAUCGGAGUUACGCCAUUGCACUUGGCGGCGAAAAAUAACCACUUGAAGUGUGCUCAACUGUUGCUGCUAUCAGGUGCGGCUGCAGCCAAGCCUACAUGGUCUCUGUGCACGCCCCGCGAGUACGCGCCCAGCGGGAGCAGGUUACGCAAGGUGUUGGAAUUGGCGGAACAAGGGAUCUCUCCGGAUCCUGCCCAUGUGUUUGAAAUGUCAGUGGAGCCUUUGGUUCCUAAAUUUUCCAUACCUCCCAGAUCUCUUGAACGUGAACAAAAAAGUAAUGCUCCUCCCAAAGAUGUGGCAUCAGUUUUCAAAACGCAACACUAG
This is a messenger RNA of Hydatigera taeniaeformis, 570 nucleotides long. Lineage: Eukaryota; Metazoa; Platyhelminthes; Cestoda; Cyclophyllidea; Taeniidae. The record is from the annotation of a GenBank genome assembly.